CUCAUCCUCUUCGGGCUCAGCAACCAGAUGGUGGUGACGUUCAAGGAGGAGAACACGGUCGCCUUCAAGCACCUCUUCCUGAAGGACUACGUGGACGGGGCGGAAGAGUCCUACGCCGUCUACACCCAACGCGACCUCUACGACCGCAUGUUUUACGCCGUGGAGAAGUAUUUGGCCGUUCCCAACGAGACCAUCGGGCGUUACGCCUACGUGCGAGGGGAGAGCGGAGGGAACCGGUCAGCCCUCAUGCUCUGCCAGCAGUAUUACCGUAAAGGACGCAUCGACCCGGCCAACGACACCUUCAACAUCGACCCCAAAAUUGUCACAGACUGCCUGGGAGUGGACCCCGAGGACCCCCAGCCUCUUCCCCCAGAGCUGGAGCGCAGCUACAAGAACUUCACCCUCAAAUUUCACAAACUCAUCAACGUCACCAUCCAGUUCAAGCUGAAAGCUAUCAACAUCCAGACCAUCAUCAACAACGAGAUCCCCGACUGUUACACCUUCACCAUCACCAUCACGUUUGACAACAAGGCGCACAGCGGCCGGGUGAAAAUCCACCUCCACAACCAGGCUGACAUCAAGGAGUGCAAAGAUCCCAGCGUUUUCGGCCGAG
Molecule: messenger RNA, 613 nt
Organism: Eurypyga helias (sunbittern)
Lineage: Eukaryota; Metazoa; Chordata; Aves; Eurypygiformes; Eurypygidae
Product: mucolipin-1-like
Exons: 5
Cellular component (GO): lysosomal membrane; plasma membrane
Molecular function (GO): NAADP-sensitive calcium-release channel activity
Source: RefSeq, a predicted model, not a curated record